UACCACGUGAUAGUAACGGUCCCGCCUACUUUUACUGCAAAUCCAGUUUGCAGAAACUGAAACUUGGAAAGAAAGGCCAUUAAAAGGGAUUGAUAUUGCCCCAGGUCUUCAACAUGGCGGCUAGAGAGAGUGAUUGGGCCUUUGACGAGUUUACUUAUGAUGAAAAAACAAGAGAUUUAGCUGGUCAAAAAGAGUUAGAGAAAUAUGAGCAGUUUUUGAAAGAGUACUCAGAGCAGCUGAACGGGAUUGAAGAAGCUCUGGACGAUACUCUCGGAGACCUUUGGGACUUUACACUUGACCCAGUCGGACUACAGACGACUCCUUACGAAACUGCAGCACUGAAGGAUCUCAUUAGAACCGAUCACAAGAUCCUAAACAAGGUUGUCACGAUCUUCUCAUCUCUGUGCUCUGAGAUUACUGAGCACAAGCAAAAGGCUGUGACCAAGUUUUAUAUUCCACUGCUGAUGUAUGGAGAAGGAGGGAAGGAAGAUUUAGGAGAACAAGAUGGGGAGAGCCAGCUAAUGAUUGGCCAUAGCAUAGCGAUGCUUCAGGAUUUAACACUUUUUAUCAACCGGAUUAAUGUUUUAGUGAGAGAUAUAAUAUUACAACUAGCAUCACUUUAUAGUGCUGAAAAUACCAUGAAAGUCAUCAAUGCUACUGGCAUUCAUCUUCAAACUGUCUUUGAACAUUUAGCUGACGCCCUGGCAAUACUGAUAACCCUGGACAGCAUAUUUGAUCAUAAUGUGGUACUUAGGGAUCACUGGACCUUGUACAAGAGAGUUUUAACGUCGAUACGAGGAGCGCCACAGGAAUACGACAUCGAAGAACCAAAGCUAAGACAAUUGGAGAAGUUACUCGGAACCAUUGAAGGGAAACUGAUGGAUGGAAUGAUAUUCAAAACUUGUGUACAACAGAUAUUUGAUAUCGAUGUUACUCAGAAUCAGCAGCUUCAUGGCGAGUUUUUAUACUGCAUGGGAGAGAUGUAUCAACACAUUGACUUAAGAUUAGUUGAGUCAAGAGAGAAGGAUUCAAGGCAGCAAGUAAUGGGUCUCUGUGGCCUAUUGGUGUUUCAUCAUCGGCUGUUUAAUGUACAAGAAAAGAAACUAGCCAAACUAGUCUGGGACUGGUACAAGAAAAUUCCAGCUAUCCAUGUUGUUGGAAACCUGCUGUUCUUCCAUACUGACUUCCUUCGUUAUAAUUUAGAGUACAUGCCAAGGAUAUUGGAUAAGAAAUCAGUAGCAGCUGUUGAGAAUGCAAGGGACCAAUGGCUGACUUCAUCUGGACAAAAUAUAACAAGGAUGGCUCAUCAGUUUUAUGUCUCUGUGUCCAGUUGGAUGAUCAAAAUGGAGUCAGAAUUACCAGCUAAACAUUUGGCAGCUGCAAUCACUCAAGAGGCUGCCCUACUCAUUGAAGGGAUGCUAAUGGCUUUCACUAUUAGUAACUUCAUGGGAACUUUGUUGAACCUUCAUUAUGUGCUCCGUCGUCCUAUGACCAAGUCAGGUGUACUUGCCGUCUGUCGUAUGGCCGAGUUAUUGAAGUCGAUACAAGCCACGUAUCACCGAUCCUCACUAAAGAUGAUAGAGUAUAUCUCACUCUCUGUUAAUGAAUAUGAGAUCUUGAUACUUGAUGCCCUGGAGAGAAUGACGAAAACUGUUCAAGAUACUCAGCAAAAGAAAUAUUCUGAGAGAUCUCUGGAUGUACUGGCAGCUCUGUCCCUUAUGAAAAUGGUCAUAAACGGCCCCGCCACUAAAGAGAGGAGGCUCGUCUCAAAGAUAGUCUAUCCUUUCUUUGCAUUGCAGAGGCAGUUUUUAAGAGAAGAUGAAAAAUUCGUUGGCCUCUUGAGGAAACUUGACGCAAUUUCAGAACUUCAAAUGAAAAUACAGCAAGCCUGUGACUGCUCUUUUCUUUAUUGGCACAAAGAAGCUAUAGUUCCUUUAUACUUCACUUAUAUUUUUCACAAUCCGUCAGAAGCUCAUCGCUUACAUUACAUGUUUUCCACGAUGAGCGAUUCAGUACCAAUCAUCAAGUGGUGCCGCCAUCUUGAGUCGAAGGACCAGCUCCUCACGAUAUUUGAGGAUGACAUAUAUGGUCAUUUGAAAGAGAAAAUUCUUGAUCCUUUAUGUAAAGCUGUAGAGGAGGACCUCAGGCUUAGUAUUCAUCUUCACCUUAAACUGGACGACAGGAAUCCUUUCAAAGUGGGCGGAGUCAGAGAUCUGAAGCACCUUCUCUGUAUAAAGCCUGUUAGGUUUUUUGACAGAAUGAUUGACUUUAAAGCUUAUGUGACCAAUUACCUUGAUCUGACAUUUUACGAGCUGAACACCGUCUCUCUCUCUGACUGGAAGACUUAUGGUGACAUGAGAAAACUUGCAGAGCAGAAGUAUGGCCUUGUGAUGCUUGAGCCUCACCUCCCUAGCGCUACACUGGAGCAGGGACUGGAUGUGCUUGAAAUAAUGAGAAACAUACAUCUCUUUGUCUCUGGCUAUUGCUACAAUUUGAACAAUCAGAUUUUUGUACAGAGAAGCUCCAACAACAAACAUUUAAACACAAUUAACAUACAGCACAUAGCAAACUCCAUUAGGACUCAUGGCACGGGUAUCAUGAACACUACGGUUAACUUCACCUAUCAAUAUCUUAGAAAGAAAUUUUAUAUUUUCUCUCAGUUUAUGUAUGAUGAACACAUCAAAGCACGUUUAUUGAAAGAAAUACGGUAUUACAGGGAGCAUCAGUUUGACCCAGAAGUUGAUCAGAAAUAUCCUUUCUCACGGGCGGAGCACUUCAAUCGUGUUAUACGUAAGCUAGGCUUGAAUCAGGAAGGACUCAGCUACCUUGAUCAGUUUAGGACUCUAAUUAUUCAAUUAGGGAAUGCAAUGGGGUACAUCAGGAUGAUCAGGUCAGGGGGUCUCCAUUGCUGUAGCUCUGCCAUCCGGUUUAUCCCUGACUUGGAAGAUAUUGUCAUUUUCGACGAUCUUAGCAAAGACACUCAAGUCUCUCAAGACAUCAAAACUUCAGCAAAGAUUCUAGAUGAUGUCAUUGGUAAUUUAGCAAGGAAUUUUGCAGAGGGGACUGAAUAUUUCAAGCUACUUGUUGAUGUGUUUUCAUCUGUUUUUCGAGAUCCAAAGAAUCGACAUUUGCAAAACUUUUACAUGAUAGUUCCGCCACUGACCCUCAAUUAUGUUGAGUACAUUAUUCAAGCGAAGGAUAAAAUGAAUCGGAAAAAUGCCAAAGGUUCUGCCUUUACUGAUGAUGGUUUUGCUAUGGGUGUGGCUUAUAUAUUGAAGCUGGUCGAUCAGUAUCAUGCAUUUGAUUCAUUGCACUGGUUUGACUCUGUCAAACUUAAAUAUAGGACAGAAAUGCGUGAGUUGGCCCAGUCCAGUGUUAGAGGUAAAGGAGAUGAAAAGUUACAGCAGACGAUGCAGCUGUCACAGAAAAGACUUGAAGCUUACAUGAGGGAAUUUGAUCUGUUAGACUAUUCAUUGUUGAGUGCGAGGAUAUUCUUUAGAGCUGAUCUCACAGCUAAAGAGGAGCAACAGGAUGCUCCAGCUGCUCCAACGAGUGAAGAGAAACCAUCAGAAGGACCCCCUCCUCCUUCCAGUGGAGGGGACAGUGGCCCACCACCCCCUCCUGACCCUCCUCCACCUGGGGGUGCUCCACCUCCCCCUCCACCACCUCCUCCCCCACCACCUCCCCCUCCUCCUCCUCCUCCUCCUCCAAUGUAGAAGAAAUUCCUCAUACGAUAUGUGGACUCUGUGUAUUUCUAUAAUUUGUGGCGCUGUGUGUUUGUGUGUAAAAUUUUGUACUUUUUUGGCUACUAUGAUAAUUUAUAACUUUAUUUAA
Amphimedon queenslandica is the source of this 3834-nucleotide messenger RNA. RefSeq names its product WASH complex subunit SWIP-like. Gene Ontology annotation, biological process: endosomal transport; endosome organization. Lineage: Eukaryota; Metazoa; Porifera; Demospongiae; Haplosclerida; Niphatidae. The transcript is spliced from 36 exons. Gene Ontology annotation, cellular component: endosome; WASH complex. The coding region runs from base 114 to 3716 and encodes 1200 amino acids. The record is from RefSeq and is a predicted model, not a curated record.